Scomber scombrus (Atlantic mackerel) is the source of this 1617-nucleotide messenger RNA. RefSeq names its product E3 ubiquitin-protein ligase MARCHF3-like. The transcript is spliced from 5 exons. The record is from RefSeq and is a predicted model, not a curated record. Gene Ontology annotation, biological process: protein ubiquitination. NCBI's taxonomy places the organism in Eukaryota, Metazoa, Chordata, Actinopteri, Scombriformes, Scombridae. The coding region runs from base 177 to 995 and encodes 272 amino acids. Gene Ontology annotation, molecular function: zinc ion binding; ubiquitin-protein transferase activity.
UGUCUUGUUAGCAGAGUGUUGACACACACUUACAUGAGUUCAGGGAGACACCGCGACUUAUUAGCAUUGUUUGCCGCUAAACCUGGAGCUAUACAGCGGAGUCAGGCUGUCGACUGAAGAUGGGAGACACCCAGUAAGCCCUUCCAUCUGUGUCCAGCACUUUCCUCUCUACCACCAUGACGACGGGUCGUUGCGCUUUGUUGCCAGAAGUUUUGCCAAACCAGUGUCUGACAGCUCAUAUAAGAUGCCGGCCUGAACCUGAAUCCGACUCUGACUCCAUGUAUGGGUUCUCUGCAGAGGCUCUUCCAGGUAAAACCAUGGAGGAGAGCAGCGUGUCAGCCAGUGAGCAGACUCAUUAUUACACACAGGUGUCCUCCAGACUGGACGGUCAGCUGAUGUCUGCAGGGUUGGACGCAUACACCAAACAGUGUGCCCUGACAGAGAGCCCCAUGUGUCGGAUCUGCCAUGACAGUGGGGCCCAGGAGGAGCUGCUGUCCCCGUGUGAAUGUUCUGGGAGCCUGGCUACCAUCCACCGCAGCUGUCUGGAGCACUGGCUGUCUGCCUCAGGAACCAGCCACUGUGAGCUCUGUCACUACCAGUUCACCGUGCAGAGGAAGUCCAGGCCGCUGCUCGAGUGGCUGCAGAACCCGGGUCUUCGUCAGGAGAAGCGCACCCUAUUUGGUGACAUGGUGUGUUUCCUGCUCAUCACGCCUCUGGCCACCAUCUCCGGCUGGCUCUGCCUUCGUGGUGCCAUCGAUCAUCUUCACUUUUCCAGUCGGUUGGAGGCCGUGGGGCUCAUCACACUGACAAUUGCCCUCUUUACCAUCUACCUCUUCUGGACGCUGGUGUCUCUCAGGUAUCACUGUCGACUGUACAACGAGUGGCGACAGUCCAAUCAGAGAGUGGUUCUCCGGUUACACAGUGAACCGUUAGCGCUGCACUCCUUCCAAGGCUCAGAGCGAGGGAAGCAGCCAUCCAAAGAGUCGAUAGUCUGAGCACAGAGCCUGCUCCAAGACAGGCUCUCAUGGACAUUAUUCAUCCUCUGCUCACUUUGCACUUUCAAGUACUCAUCUGAGACCUACUAGAGCUGAUGUCACAUGUGAAUGGAUCAAGCAGUGAAGGAGCACAGUGAGCUGAUGAAGCAGACCCUGAUGGGGGAGGGACCUCUGUCGACCAAACAACAGAGGGAUAAACACUGUGAUUGUCACUUGCAGUAAUAGCACUGCACCUUAGACGUAAUGAAGAUAUUAUGGCUCUAGCAUUACUUCAAAUAACAGGACCAUUCGACAUUAAUGGAAAUCUUGUUGGCUCAUUCAGAUGAGAAGUUUCCCAAAAUAUCAGACUGUUCCUUUUAAAAAUGACUGUUCUGUAAGCACUUACUUCAGCAGAAACAAGUAAGAUGUGGAUGUCUAUAUUUUAGCAGCAUAAACAAAGACAUGGAUGAAGAUGUUUGAUGUCAAGUGGUGCACAGCCUUAAAGUCCUCUCAUGGUACAUUAAAGUGUAUUAACAAGCCAGUGGAGAGUUUUUGGCACUUCUGAUUGAUAGACACAUUUAAACCAAAGGUUAUUUUUUGUAUUUGUUGUUUGUUCUGUUUUAUGUGUGUGUUGAUUGAAAAU